GGAGGAGAGAGGUAGGGGCCUGGGUCUCCCCCGACACUGUUCUGAGGGUUCUCUCGGGGGCUCCUGCAGCCUUAGAGGGGGUGGAGUCUGAAGAGGAGGUGGCACAAGGUGGACGGAGGUGCCGUGCCGCGAGCUCCAGUUCCUAAACUGAGAGGAUAGGGGAGCCAGGUUCCAGCCCCUUUCUGUACCCCAGCCUCUCCCCGUACUGCCCCCACAGGCCCUGCAGUUCCCACUGGCCAUGAACCAGGCGUUGGAGAGGGCGUGAAACUUCAGAAGCCAGGUAAGCCCUUCCCACUCCUCACUCUCCCUGCCCGCAGAAACUGCCUACCCUUCCACUCUUUUCCCCUCCCAAGCCGCACCCUGUCUCCCCAGGGUGCAAGAAUGGGCUGGAGCUGGAGCCUUCCUGUGGGAAGGAGCCCAGCCAGGUGAGGGAGGUUGGUGGGAACUGGAGGAGAGGGGAAGGAGGACGGGCUCCAAGGGGCAGAGGUAGGUCUCAGAAGGAGAGGGGUGGGGUCGGCCUGUCCAUCAUUCUCCAUGGGUCUCUGGACUGGGAGGGAGCCAGAAACCUCCAAAGCUGAGUUCCUCUCUGCCCCUCUUCCUGCCUCCUCCAAGGUCCCUCACUCCAAACCCGCCCUCAUGCCCUGCUCUCCCUCCCAGGAUACACACCAGGGACCCGGCUGGGGCUCCUGCCAGGCCUGCCAGGGACUAUGAAGCCUCAGAAGCCAGGCGAGUGGUGGACCCGUGGCUCUGCCCCACACCUCCUUCUGCCUCUCAGCCCUUCUAGCCCCUCCCCCCAGUGUUGCCACACUCAUCUCUGCUUUCCCUCUCUAGGAUAUGGCCAUGAUAAUGGGCCCCAGCCAGGUCCCUGCAAUGCGAGGGUCACUCUGAAGCUCCUUCCCAGGCUUCCCACUCCAGGGGUCCCUUGGGACAAAGAGGGUGGCUGGGGCCUGAAAUCCCAGCCCCAACCUGCAGUGCAGAAUGGCAAGUUCCCAGCACCGAUGCCAGCCAUCCAGUGGGGACUGCAACCUCAGAAAGCAGGGCACCAGCCUCCAAAUGGCUAUGGACCAGGAGCAGAACCGGGUUUUAAUGGUGGCCUCCAGCCACAGAAAAUUGGUGUUGGUUAUGGGAAUGCUGUCCUGGGAGCCAGGGUCUUCCCCGAGGCCCACGCACAGCCAGAGUUCCCUGGGGCCAGAGGUUUUAGGAAUGGGGAUGAGGCAGAAGCUCUGGUGUACCCCAAAGCAGGAGCUCCAGCCCCUGAAGGAAAUGUGCAGGCCCGGGUGCUGUGGGACUCUCCCUGGCCCACCCUUCAGGCCUGGGGGGCUGGCUUGAAGCCUGGAUAUCAGGCUGGAGGUGAAUAUGCUGAGGUCGGGAGCCAGCCAGGGGGCCCUGAGGUGAAGAGAGGCAGCAACGGCCAGCUGGGGAACGGCUACGGAGGCCACUGCCCUCUGGGGAAAUGCUGAGCACUGCAGUGCCCCUGCGGGUCCUGAGGGCCUCUGCCUCACACCUUAGCCUGCCCAGCAACGAAGACAGACCCUCAGGCUUGGAGUCCGGUGCCUCCUGGCCGUCAACCUCCUCCGUGCUAGCACCACAAACACGCUUCCCUGCUUGCCUCUGCGUGCCAUGCAAGGGGCUUGCUGACCAGGGUGGGAGUGGCAUGGGCCUGCAGCCACUGCCCAGUACCUCAUUCAUUCAUUCGACAAACAUCAAUGAGGUCAUGUGCCAGGGACCAUGUUCCCAAUAGGAGAAACCAUGAGAAGCAAACAGACUCCAUCGACACCUGCCCUCAGGGAGGGCAUCACUUGGUCACCGCCUAGUGGGGGAACCACAUCCAAGUUAGGGGACUUAUGCAUGGAAAAGAACACUUCAUUCUUUGCGUUUUAAUUUAUAAUCGAUUUGUUAAAGUUGUUAGAUAAAAAUCUCAUUCUCCUUAAGCCUUUAUAGUGGCCUUCCAGAUAUGGUAUUGACUAAUAAUUUUGAAAAUUGUAAAAUUCACUUUCACAUUUUUUGAUGAAUGAUCAUUAGAUUAUAAAUUUCACAGCUUGGCCAGGCAUGGUAGGUCACACCUGUAAUCCCAGUAUUUUGGGAGGUUGAGGUAGGAGGAUUGCUUGAGCCUACAAUUUUAAGACCAGCCUGGGCAAUAUAAAAAAUAAAUAAGUAAAUCAAAACAAAUAUGAAUUUCACAUCUUGAUUUUUCCCUAAAUAUUUUGCAUGCCUUAAAUGCAUGCCCCAUCUCCUUAAAAAAUAAAU
Chlorocebus sabaeus (green monkey) is the source of this 2247-nucleotide messenger RNA. NCBI's taxonomy places the organism in Eukaryota, Metazoa, Chordata, Mammalia, Primates, Cercopithecidae. The record is from RefSeq and is a predicted model, not a curated record.